CUGACGAGACGCUGAUUUGUUGCGCUGACAACAACCAGCUAGCUAGCUUUCUUCUUGACAAAAAAUACACUUUUAAAUUGUUGCGUGCCAUUUUAACUAGCUAGCUAACCGAGAUCAAAAUGACCACUAAAAAGAAGCGGACACCACAUUCACAAAACGACAGAUGGGUUGUUGUUGCAGCAGACUCUGCAGUGGAAACAUCAAAGAAAGAUGACAGUGACCCCACUUUCAUCCUGCUUAGGAACCCUUCAACAGAUGCAGCGUCUUUGUACCUGUUGGGCAGUGGUGAUGUGCAGCUGUAUGAGGUCAAAGCCUUCAAUGAGGACUUCCACUCCUGGUUCAUUGGCCAGACAGUACAGAGAGAUGGGAGACUUCUGUAUGUCACUCCAAUGGAUCCCCUCUACCUACUGUUGCCCUACUUGAUCAAAGCGGGUAAAGAGGGGAAGUUCCAGCCCGUGGACCAGGUAGUGAUGGACGAGGACUUCCCAGCAUGCACCAGGCUGCUGAGCUGCACACGCUCCCAGGCCUCCCUGCACCAUGUGGCUGAGGAGAAAGAGGUGGGCAGUCAGAAGUUUCAGCGCUACAGCCAGGAGAGGACCAUGGAAUGGUUAAAGAAAAAGGCUGAGAGGACAGUGAAGAUCCUCAGAAAGAGUAACAUCUCAGUGGGAGAGGGAGUAAAGUCCACGACGUAUGUCCGAGUCAAGCAGGAGUCAGAGACCCAGGAAGAGGACUACCUGCGGUAUGCCCAUGGCCUGAUAUCUGAGUACCUCAGUGAAGACCUAAGCAAAGCCCUCCUCAAGCAUCUCCAGUUACCUGAGCUCUCAAGUCCUAAGGAGGUGGAGCCUCCCUCAAAGAAGCGGAAACUGACUGACAAACCAUUGGAGGCAGGAGAGGACUACACCAAAUUCAACAGCUCCGAUUUCUCCCGCAAACCGCCCAAGAAGAUGAGUGCUGCACAGAAGACCCUGGCCAAGGUGGACAAAACAGGCAUGAAGAGCAUGUCUGCCUUCUUCAGCCCCAAGGGCAAGGCAGAGAAAAAAUGAAUGUUAGGAUGAUACAGCAGUUUGUGUGUCUGUCUGUUGGUCGGUGUGCGUGUCUACAGUGUGUGUCUUUGUCUGUCAGUCGAUGUGCGUGUCUACAGUGUGUGUCUUUGUCUGUCAGUCGAUGUGCGUGUCUACAGUGUGUGUCUUUGUCUGUCAGUCGAUGUGCGUGUCUACAGUGUGUGUCUUUGUCAGUCGAUGUGCGUGUCUACAGUGUGUGUCUUUGUCUGUCGGUCGGUGUGCGUGUCUACAGUGUGUGUCUUUGUCUGUCGGUCGGUGUGCGCAUCUACAGUGUGUCGGUCGGUGUGCGCAUCUACAGUGUGUCGGUCGGUGUGCGCAUCUACAGUGUGUGUGUGUCUGUCUGUUGGUCGGUGUGCGUGUCUACAGUGUGUGUCGGUGUGCGUGUCUAUAGUGUGUGUCUGUCAGUGUGUGCCGGUCGGUGUGUGUGUUGGUGUAGUGUAAUGUUUGUCGGUGUGAGUGUCUAGUGUGUGUGUGUGUCUGUCGGUCUGUGUGUCUACAGUGUGUGUGCACUGUGCUUUUGGUAAUAAAGAAAAUAACUAUU
Salvelinus namaycush (lake trout) is the source of this 1602-nucleotide messenger RNA. Its product is annotated as ribonuclease H2 subunit B-like. The coding region runs from base 120 to 1043 and encodes 307 amino acids. Gene Ontology annotation, biological process: RNA catabolic process; ribonucleotide metabolic process. The record is from RefSeq and is a predicted model, not a curated record. The transcript is spliced from 11 exons. Gene Ontology annotation, cellular component: ribonuclease H2 complex; nucleoplasm. Lineage: Eukaryota; Metazoa; Chordata; Actinopteri; Salmoniformes; Salmonidae.